UGAUGAACCAAAGACGAUCUGUUAGUCUCGAAUCCAAAAAACCUCUUACCAAUUCAACUUUUAGAACUACUUAACUCUCUACUCCUAAAUAAGACUUAAAUACCUACAAACCAUUUUCUCCUUCAAAAGAAGCCAAACUAUAAUUAUUCAGGAAAAUUUUCAAUGUGAAAAAACCAAAAACAUCUACAGUUAUGAAUUUUUAUGACAUUGAUACAGUUACACCUGUAGUGUGUUAGUCAGCUUAAUUGGAUAAGUAUGAGUUCCCAAAUUGGUUAAAAGGAAGGACAGAUUUUAUAAAGCUUCGCAAAUCUAAAUAUUUCGAUUAUCACCUUAAAGUCUUUUCAAUCUGUGAAUAAGAGUAAGGAUUUACAUUAUAAAAGUCCUUUCAAGAGAUCAGAUGAGUUGAAAGAAAUUGUUGCUAAUUAUCUAGUGAAACUAGAUUUUUUUCGAUUGAUGCCAAUGUAAAUGUUGAAGCAGAUAUCUGGUAGAUUAUUUGCAAAAUCUUAUGAAGAGAAUGAAAUAAUAUGUAAUAAAGGUGAUAAAGGUGAUUGUAUGUAUGUAAUUUUUGAUGGAUUUGUUGAAGUAGUAGGGAAAAAUAAAAAAUUAGGGCCCAAAAAUAUUAUAGGUAGAAAUGCUUUAGACAAUGAUUAACCUAGAAAUGCUACUUUGAAAUCACUUGGUUCAACUCAUUUAUUAAUCUUAAAUCGAAUUGAUUAUGUUACAAUCCUUAAUAAUAUUAUGAAGGCAGAAAGUGUAAAAUAGGAACAAUUUAUUAGAAGUCUAUAAUUAUUUGCCCAUUUCUCUGAGGAGAAACUAAAAAAGUUUUGCAAUGCUCUUUAAGGCAAAUAUUUAACUCCUAAUGAGAACUUAUAUAGUGCUGGUGAUUUAGUUGAUCAUCUUUAUAUUGUUAAACAUGGGAAUCUAGCAAAGACCGUUGUCAUGGAUUUAGAAGACUAAAAUAGAUGGCCAAUAGUAAAUUUUUGUUUAUCUUUAGAAUUAAAAAAAAUGGAUGAGUCAAACCAUCACAAGAACUUUAUCCUUUAAUAUCGAAUAUAAAGCAGGAUCAUUAGUUGGUUAUUAUGAUAUACUGGAUUCAGAAUUUGAUUCAGAUAGAAAAAGAAAUGAAACUAUAGACGCGAAAACAGAUUGCUUUUUAUUGUUUAUAUCUAAAUCUUAAUUCUUUCAUGGUAUAUUUGAUGUAAUCAUAAAUAGUUUUCCAAUAAACAGAUUUGCAAUAUUUUCAUAAUUACCAUGUAUAAAACAAUCCUUUGACUUUUGAAUAAUUGGUUAAAAGUACAAGAUAAAAGGAAAGCGAAUAAAAAUAAAAAGUUUAAAUAGUCACAGAUGCAAUUUAUUCUCAUCUAAGAUAAUAUUCAUUUGAUUAUAAUACUUUAAAGAUUAAAGAAAAGAAAUAUGAUUAAGUUAAAUAGAAUUAAGUGAAUGCUUCGAAAUAAUUUAAUAGUUAAUACAAAAUAAUAAGGAGAGAUAAGCAUCUCAAAAUAUUAACUUCGCAGUAUGAGUGA
This is a messenger RNA of Paramecium pentaurelia, 1523 nucleotides long. NCBI's taxonomy places the organism in Eukaryota, Ciliophora, Oligohymenophorea, Peniculida, Parameciidae. The record is from the annotation of a GenBank genome assembly.